ACCUGGAACAAUCCUUAGAUUCAGCACGGAUUUUCGAGUAAGGGGUUGGUCCACUGUCGGGGCUGAGCACAGCUGUUUAGCAGUUGAGGGUUUGUCUUUUUUUAUGUGGUGUUUUGUGUCGCUUUUGAGUGCUGAUAUAAUAGAACAAGCUUAGUACAGUGCCUGGCACUCAACAAAUCCUGGCAAGAAAGGAGGUCGAGGAAAAGAAGCAAGCGAGGAGAGACGAAAGAAAGGGAGGGAAUGCGUCUUGUAACAUUAACGUAGCUUGUGCGAAUUCUGGAAGGUGAGGAGAAAGGAGACAUUGCGUCAAAGGGUAGAGGAGAGGGCACCGAGCGCCAGCCCCUCCGACGUGGUCCGCCCCGGCCUCACGACGCCCCGCCUCUGCCUCACGACGCCCCGCCUCUGCCAAGCGUCUUCCCCGCCCCUGCCAAGCGUCUUCCCCGCCCCUGCCAAGCGUCUUCGCCGCCCCUGCCAAGCCUCUUCCCCGCCCCAUGCAGGUAUUCGUCCCGCCCCCCACAAAGCCGACCUCCGCCCCGUCCCUCAGCGGCGCCCCGCCCCCACGGCGUCUUGCCCCGCCUCCUGCAGGCGGCCCGGCGCGGUGUUUACCCGCGGUGCAUGGUGGGGCGGUCUCCUUCGGCAACCGCGGCCGAACGGCCGCCCAGAGGCUGUGCUGAGCUGGCGCAGCUGCAGCAGCAUGAGCCGGACCCUCGCAUCGGCCGUGCCCCUGUCGAGUCCCGACUACUAUGAGAGGCUGGGCCAACUCCAGCACGGGCUGCGGGACAGGUAAGGGCACUGGGGCGGGGGUAGGGAGUCGGCCCGCGCCGAGGGUCUUCCGCGUGCCCUGCCCCAUUUUCCUUCCCGCUCCCCCGCCCGAGGUUCCCCCGGGCCCAGGCCCACGCGCAACGCCCCCCAGGCUCCCAAUGGGGCCUGGAGGACAACGUUUACUAGAGCCACCCCCUGUAUUGGGGGUGCGAGCGGAGAGAGGUGAGAAACCGCCCCCCGCCCCCUCAAUAGCAGCUAAAGCCUGGUCUCCGGUUUGAGGAUGCGGCCGCGUCACAGAAUUUGCCCAGAAGUGAAAGUGGGAGUUCUUCUGCCUGUCACUCUCCAUCAAGCCUUUGAAAAGAAGAGAUUGGACCUGGAAAAGAAACUUUAUGAAUAUAAUCAGUCUGAUACAUGCAGAGUUAAGCUGAAAUAUGUAAAACUAAACAAUUAUCUGAAGGAAAUAUGUGAAUCUGAAAAGAAGGCUCAUACUCGAAACCAAGAAUAUUUAAAGCGAUUUGAGCGUGUCCAAGCUCAUGUUGUACACUUCACCACAAAUACAGAGAAGCUUCAAAAACUGAAGCUCGAAUAUGAGACUCAAAUUAAGAAGAUGCUGCUCUCAAAAGAUAGCCUGGGACUAAAAGAGGAACUGACAGAUGAAGACAGAGAAAAGGUUGCAGUGCAGGAGGGAAUUAACUCAGGAACAGCCAUGUCAAGAGGAUUGUAUCAACCAGCAACAAUCUUUAUGGGCCGCCAAAUGUCAACCGUCUCAAGCAUGGGAGAUUUCAGUACAGAGCACAAAUCUCCCCAACCCACAAAGAACUUUUCAAUUCCUGACCCACAUUCACACCGACAGACAGCCCAGAGCAGUAAUGUGACAGACAGCUGUGUAGUACAAACUAGUAAUGACACAGAGUGCUUAAAUAAGUCUGACAACAUAGAUGGAAAGGCAUCUCUUCAGAUUGGUGAGAAAACGCCAGUCACAGCCAGUGUAUUGUCUGAGGAGGAACAAACUCAUUGCUUGGAGAUAGGAAGUAACACACGUCAUGGCAAGAGUAAUUUAUCUGAAGGCAAAAAGUCUGAACUCAAUUCCCCGUUACAGGAAAGAUUAAGUCCAGAGAACAGAACCACUGAUUUAAAGUGUGACAGUUCCAGCAGAUCCGAGGGAUCAGAGGGAGAAAUACUGACACGGGAACAUAUUGAAGUUGAGGAAAAAAGAGCCAGCCCGCCAGUCUCUCCGAUAUCAGUUUCAGAAUACUGUGAAUCUGAAAAUAAGUGGUCUCAAGAGAAGCAUUCUCCUUGGGAAGGUGUUUCAGAUCAUCUUGCUCACGGGGACCUAAAGUCACAAAAGCCCUUCAGAAAAAUGCAGGAAGAGAAGGAGGAGGAAAGUUGGAGCACCAGCAGUGACCUCACCAUUUCAAUAAGUGAAGAUGAUCUGAUUUUAGAGAGCCCAGAACCACAGCCAAAUCCAGGUGGCAAGAUGGAGGGAGAAGAUGGAAUAGAGGCCUUAAAAUUAAUCCAUGCUGAGCAAGAAAGAGUUGCCCUAUCCACUGAAAAAAAUUGUAUUUUGCGAACCCUAAGCUCUCCUGAUUCAGAAAAGGAAUCCUCCACUAACGCACCGACAAGAGAACCUGGACAAGCACCAGACUCAGGCGUACCGAGGGCACAGGCAACAGCAUUAUUGAGAAAAGCCCUUACGGAAGAGUGUGGCCAUAGGUCAGCUAUUCACAGUAGUGAAUCAUCUUGCAGCUUGCCAUCUAUUCUGAAUGACAAUAGUGGAAUAAAGGAAGCCAAACCUGCUGUAUGGCUCAACAGUGUUCCUACAACGGAACAAGAAGUUUCAAGUGGCUGUGGAGACAAGAGCAAGAAAGAAAACGUGGCUGCAGAUAUCCCAAUCACAGAAACAGAAGCCUACCAGUUGCUGAAGAAGGCCACCCUUCAGGAUAAUACAAAUCAAACUGAAAACAGGUUUCAAAAGGCAGAUGCUUCUGUGUCACACUUGUCAGGUUUGAAUAUUGGCAGCGGUGCAUUCGAGACAAAGACAGCUAACAAAAUUGCUUCGGAAGCUAGUUUUUCAUCUAGUGAAGGAAGUCCUUUGUCAAGGCCUGAAAACAAAAAGAAACCCGUGAUCAAUUUAAAAUCUAAUGCCCUCUGGGAUGAGUCUGACGACAGUAACUCAGAAAUUGAGGCUGCUUUACGCCCUAGAAACCAUAACACCGACGAUUCUGAUGAUUUUUAUGACUAACAUGCUGUGACAUCUGUUCCAAAUAAAGUCUUUAAACAAACUGAAA
This is a messenger RNA of Pongo pygmaeus (Bornean orangutan), 3050 nucleotides long. It is a transcript of the gene KIZ, whose product is annotated as kizuna centrosomal protein. Gene Ontology annotation, cellular component: centrosome. The transcript has 13 exons. Gene Ontology annotation, biological process: spindle organization. The record is from RefSeq and is a predicted model, not a curated record. Bases 1043 to 3004 code for a protein of 653 amino acids. Lineage: Eukaryota; Metazoa; Chordata; Mammalia; Primates; Hominidae.